Molecule: messenger RNA, 1125 nt
Organism: Thelazia callipaeda (thelaziosis nematode)
Lineage: Eukaryota; Metazoa; Nematoda; Chromadorea; Rhabditida; Thelaziidae
Source: the annotation of a GenBank genome assembly
AUGGGAAAACUGCUGAGAAGCAACGAAGAAUUCGAUCAGUUCAUCAAUACCACUAACUAUUGCUUGGUCUAUUUCAAAGCAAAAUGGUUGGAAAUGUGUGAGCAUCUGGAUAAUCUGAUGCUAGAGCUGAAAGAUGAAUUAGGAUGCUUUGACUUUGCUGCUGUUGAAGCCGAAGAGCUGGCUGAACUUUCGUCUGCCUACAAAGUCGAUGCAGCACCGACUGUCAUCAUUUUCAAAGCAGGAAAGGAAAUUGACCGAGUGCGAGGCUUUGAUCCGGGAGAUUUAAAAAUGAAAAUCAUAGAGCACAAUUUUGUUGAAGGCGUUGCUAACAUGACAAGAAGAUCAGUUAAUGACGUAAGAUGUUCAUCUUACUAUCAGAAUUUUAAAGUUGUGAGUCAUUUUUCAUUUCAGAAUCUGGAUGGGAGACUUAACUACAAUCGCUUUUUUCAGAAUAUAGAUGAAAGGCUUAAAUCACUUAUCAACCAAGCACCUCUCAUGCUUUUUAUGAAAGGGACGCCAGAUAGCCCAAAAUGUGGAUUUAGUAAGCAAAUUGUUAUUCUUUUGCGUGGAAUUAAUGCUGACUUUUCUACUUUUGAUGUAUUGAAAGAUGAGGAGGUGAGACAGAAAUUGAAACGGUACAGUAAUUGGCCCUCAUAUCCACAGCUAUAUUUAAAUGGAGAACUUAUUGGUGGCCUAGAUAUUGUCAAAGAAGAGUUGAAAAAUCCACUUUUUCGGAACAGGUUGCCGAAAAUGCAGGCAAGUUUGAAGACUAAAUCUAUCUCUAAAAUUUUGAUAAAUAUUUUUCAAAGUUCGAGUAACCGAUUGAAGGAAUUGAUUACUCAGGCACCUUUAAUGCUUUUCAUGAAAGGAAGACCUGAAGCAUCUCAGUGUCAGGUUAGCAAAUCAAUCAUUGAGUUGUUGUCUUCGAUCAAUGCUGAUUAUUCAACUUUCGACAUUUUAGAAGAUGAAAAAAUCGAACAGGAAUUGAAAGAAUAUAGCAAACUGCCAACAUAUCCGCAGCUUUAUUUGUAUGGUGAACUGGUUGGAGGUUCGGAUGUGUUGGAAGAAGAAUUGAAAGAUCCAAAUUUUUUGGAUAAACUACCAAAAAAACGUUCGAAUGAGUAA